AUCGUCUUUGGUUUGUCUAACCAUCAAAGAUGGCGGCGCUUGUGGGGCUGCGUGCAUGUUUCUCCGCCCUUCAGCUUUCUUCUCCAAGCCUCCUGCACAGCUCCUUCCGAUUGUGUGCUGUGCCUCUCAGUCGACGGACCUUUGCUGCAGAGGCUAAGAAGACAUACUCCCGAGACAAGCCCCAUGUAAACAUUGGCACAAUUGGCCAUGUUGAUCACGGCAAGACCACUCUGACUGCAGCCAUCACAAAAGUGCUCGCUGAAGCUGGUGGUGCUCACUACAAAAAGUAUGAAGACAUUGACAAUGCCCCCGAGGAGAAGGCGAGAGGGAUCACCAUUAACGCCUCUCACGUAGAAUACACCACAGCCAACAGACAUUACGCUCACACAGACUGCCCUGGUCAUGCUGACUACGUCAAGAACAUGAUUACAGGCACAGCUCAGAUGGACGGCUGCAUCCUGGUGGUGGCAGCCACCGACGGCCAGAUGCCUCAGACGCGCGAGCACCUCCUUUUGGCCCGGCAGAUCGGUGUUGAGCAUGUGGUGGUUUUCAUCAACAAGGCUGAUGCCGUGGAGGACAAGGAGAUGGUGGAGCUGGUGGAGAUUGAGAUCCGUGAGCUGCUCACAGAGUUUGGCUACGAUGGCGAGAACAUACCUGUUGUAAUAGGCUCCGCCCUCUGCGCCCUGGAGAACAGAGAGCCUGAACUGGGUGUGAAUGCAGUGAUGAAACUGUUGGAGAUUGCUGAUUCUUACAUCCCUCUGCCCAAGAGAGAGCUGGAGAAACCUUUCCUUCUGCCCAUUGAAGGGGUUUAUUCCAUCCCAGGCAGGGGGACAGUGGUGUCAGGCACAAUGGAGAGGGGUAUCAUCAAGAAGGGAGACGACUGUGAGUUUUUGGGUCACAAUCGCAGCUUCAAGUCUGUGGUUACAGGUAUCGAGAUGUUUCAUAAGUCUCUGGACCGGGCAGAGGCAGGAGAUAACCUGGGCGCUCUGGUCAGAGGCCUGAAGAGAGAGGAUGUGAGGAGGGGGAUGGUGAUGUGCAAACCAGGAUCCAUCAUGCCUCACCAGAAAGUCAAGGCCCAGGUGUAUGUUCUGAGUAAGGAGGAGGGAGGCAGACAUAAACCAUUUGUCUCCAACUUCAUGCCUGUCAUGUUCUCUCUGACCUGGGACAUGACCUGCAGAGUCACUCUGCCCGCCGACAAGGAAAUGGUGAUGCCAGGGGAGGACACUUCCUUGACUUUGACUCUCCGCCAGCCAAUGGUUCUAGAGAAAGGCCAGAGGUUCACCCUGAGAGACGGAAACAGAACCAUCGGUACCGGCCUGGUCACAGAAAUCCUGACUUUUACAGAUGAAGACCACUGCAACUGGGGCUGAUGGGGGAACUCUGAAGAGAGAGCUGGGGCCUGAGUGGGGGGUGAGUGGGGGCUGAGUCCGGGGUGGGGGGUAGUCUGUGUCCAGUCAAAUGAAUUCAUUCUAGAAAAAUACAAAUACACAAACCCAUGCACAGGAAGAGGAGAGGACUCGAAAGAAUGCAUGGUUCUGUUGUUCAGUUCCACCCAAACAAAAUACUUAUGUAACACAGUCUCUGUGUUUUAAGACCAGACUGUGAAAUUAUGUCAUUUAUGUAAUAAAAUGUAUUUAAUAAUAAAAAUGCCUCCUUUGUUUUGUGGGUAUUGCUAACCAGGUGAUUCCCCAAAAUGGAAAAAAAAAUUACAACUGCUUGCUGCUGCAUGUUAUAACCUGUAUAUACCACACGAGGUCAGCAAAGAGAAGCUUCAAGAGCCUCUUUCCAGGUCUGUGGCAGUAGUUAUGUCAAAAUGAUUAUUAUUAGUUAUUUGGGCUCUAGAAGUUGUGCUUCUCUGCUGUUGAACAGUGUUGCAUGUCCUUGGGAGGGAGAAUUCUCAGUUUUUCAGACUCAGCUCCUGAACAAGAAAGAUCUGUGUAUGUAUGCCUGUACAGAAGAUAAGAAAUUACUCAUCAGGGUUUAAAAGACAAUGAGCUAGAUUCCACAUUGAAAAUCAUCCAAAGUCGCAUCACAGUGGU
Toxotes jaculatrix (banded archerfish) is the source of this 2039-nucleotide messenger RNA. It is a transcript of the gene tufm, whose product is annotated as Tu translation elongation factor, mitochondrial. Gene Ontology annotation, molecular function: translation elongation factor activity; GTP binding; GTPase activity. NCBI's taxonomy places the organism in Eukaryota, Metazoa, Chordata, Actinopteri, Toxotidae. Gene Ontology annotation, cellular component: mitochondrion. The transcript is spliced from 10 exons. The record is from RefSeq and is a predicted model, not a curated record. Bases 30 to 1370 code for a protein of 446 amino acids. Gene Ontology annotation, biological process: mitochondrial translational elongation.